Molecule: messenger RNA, 1198 nt
Organism: Salmo salar (Atlantic salmon)
Lineage: Eukaryota; Metazoa; Chordata; Actinopteri; Salmoniformes; Salmonidae
Source: RefSeq, a predicted model, not a curated record
UGCAGUGGGAGGGUGUAUCCUUAUACACAGCUCGGCCCAGCUUUCUCCUCUCUCCGGUUGGUCUGUGUAGGAAAUAGGUCUAGUCUCCUCUGUUUAGGAUACCAGAAGGUUGUUUUUACAGUACCUACUUUGUCUGGUCCGAUGAAGUGCGAAAGCCAUUUCUCCAAAAACAAACGUGUCUUCGUUGGAUCCAGAGUGGCGUCAGAUCAAGGAGCUGUGGUGAAGACCUGAUGUGAAGGGAUGUCCAGGGGGACCUUGUCAGCACCAUCAGGGAGAGUGCUGCUGUGGGGGCCUCAGGAGCCAUGCUGUGGGGGGCCAGUGCCAACUACGAUGACAAGGCGUCUUGUGAAGCUCUUUCCUCGUACCUCACCACCACGCUCAACCCCUACGUCAACAAUGUGACUGCCACCGCCCAGCUGUGCACCAACUUCCUGUGCCAGGGGAACGGGCGCUGCGUCCGGAAGCACUACGAGUCGGACCACUACCUCCACCUGUCCUCAGGGAACUUCCGUAUCCUCUGGGCCAGGGGCACGUAUAUGGUCCUGGGGACUCCCAGUCUGGCUUACCUGACUCUCUUCUCCAGGAGGUUCACCUGUCAAUGCUAUGCAGGAUGGACAUGUUCCCCCAAGCUGCCCAUACACCUGUCUAAAGCACUGGUGUUUAGACUGAAGCAUCAGGGUCUGUCUGACAAAACUAAGACACUGAAUAAAGUGAUCGCUGAUAUAGAACAAUCGACCAUUAAAGAGAACUUGAAAAAAACACAAACACUGAUGGAUGGAUCAACUGGACUGUGUUCUGUGUGACAUACACAAGGUGGCACAAGUCUCUGGUUUGACCUUCAUAAUAACACUGUAAUAAUAAUCAGAGGUAAGUACUUGAACGGCUCAUGCAGAUGAUGGUUUCGGGUGAUAUGUUGACUAUAAGUUUGUUGAUUGCGCAUAAGGACAAAUUAUAGUGUAUACCAUGCAGUACAGUACAACCUGGGUGUUUCAGGUCGCUGUUUUGUCUGUGCCUUAAUAAAGUUCACAUUGCAGUAAUGAUGACGCGCCAUACGUCUACUGAUUCCAUUCAGCAGGAAAUAGCCUAAAGACAUUGACAUGCUGUGACAGGAACAAAGAAGAGUUGAUUGCAAGUAGAGAUGGUUUAUCUGUGACAACAUUUUUUCCUGUAGUUAUUUGUAUAUCAUUUGAGUGUAUGU